AUGGCCAGUGAUGCCGGUCGUUUGGAUUUGCACCUAUGGUCGCACCUGACGCUGAACUCAGACGCAGAGGAUGUCUUAGGGCUUUACCGGAAUUUGCAUCCUUUGCGCUUCAACCAUCGGCAUAUCUAUUGGAACGAGCAGAAGUCACACCUUCUCGUCUUCCUCCACUUGGGUCAACAUGGCUCAUGGACUUUGUGCAAAUGGCAAGGUCCAAGGGGCGCGAGCUCGACACUGACCAAGUUGGUGGCCAGAUGUCGCCGCGGAAUAAAGGCGACCUAUCAGACACUUCGGGUGAGACGUAGUCUUUGGCAUGGAGGCGCUGGCAAGGUCCGCGCUUUGGUUUUGCCGGCAGGCAAGCAAUUCUUUUUCAACAGUACUGGAAACUUUCAGGAAAUUCUCACCGAAUUUGCUGCUGCCCCAGAUGUCAUUCAGAAGAGACUGGGGCUUCUUUCCUCUCGUGCGCGCACUACGAUGGCCGACCCCAGCUUCUUCAUGGCCGAUCUCUCGCGAAUGGUGGGCUGGAUGGAUCGGCCGCCAUUGAAUCUGUGGACGUUGGGGACCUACUUUUAUCACGUGGCACAUGCCCAAGUUCCAGGUUCGCCCUGCUGGGGAGGUGGAUACAUGCCACAGAUGUGUUGUCAUGCACGCAUCAGUCCGGAAAAACUCUCGUGGUGCUUCGGCCGCAUUGAGGGAGACAUGGUGGAACAUUGCUGUGCUAGAUAUUUGGAACAUCCGCCCGUGGGUAGAGUUGAGAUGCCUCCAGUACGUCCGUUGUUUUCCCGGAUCUCGGUACAAAUCUUUCUCCAAAGCUACAACGAGGAUCGGUUUGCACUUCUGCCCUUCUUGGAGUCAGUUGAACGCUUUUGGCCCAAGGACUGGAAAUCACGGGUCUUUGUAGCAGUCGACAACGUGACAGCGGAUCACCAGAUGUGUGAAGCGCUUUCGUCCAGAGUGACUUGUGUCGUAACCGAAAGCAUUCCUCGUGGGCCUUCUGUGAUUGACUCUAUUGAAUGGAGCGGACGCGGCGUGAGCGAGAGAUAUCACAAACUGCUGUUGCAGUAUCACUAUUGGCUUGCAGACAUAUAUAUAGCACAGCAUGUUAAAAUGCCAGACUGGAUUGCUUGGUUUGACGCUGAUGUUGUCAUCCACACACCACGAGUGGAAGAGUUGCUGAUGCCAUUUGGCCUCCCCGUUCACUUUGCCCGUCGCUCAAUGCAGAAUUCAAUGGAGACAAUGUCAUUGGGCCUUGAUUGGGUUGGGGAAUUCAUGGACACAUUCCCUCAGCUGGUACGGCCUAGCCACUUGCAGCAUUUCCGUGCAUUCGUUAAGAAGAUGUUUAACAAAGAUAGCUUUGAAGAAGCAUACCACGCUUGGCGCCAAAGCAUUGAAGAAGCAGCUUUGGUUCAUGGUAAGUUCUACGGCUACCUCUCAGAGGCUGAAGGGCCUCAGAGUUCAUUUCCAGUGUUCUUAUAUCAUUUCCACCACGAGGAAUUCACUUGGGCCCUUGAAGAUGCUGCUGCCUUUGGACUUCCCUUGGAGGAUUCAUGCUUGUCAUUCCGUGUUGCAAGUCAUGUAAGUCAGUGGAAGCACAAAGUGAGGGAGAGCAAUUGGACGGAAGCAGCAUAUGCACAGCGCGCAAGGCGGUUGAUGCAACUCGGACAGAGGAACAGCCGGGUGCUUCGUAUAGCCUUGUUGAGUGCCAACUUCAAUCCUGAAGGCACCUGGAGUCAGAGGAGCUCAGCCCAUUGCAUUGAACGUCUGGAUGGAAGACCGGAGCAAAGCUUUUCCUCUGGGUCUGCUACCCGAAUGGCUGGCCUCUCCAUGCUUGAACGCUUAGGUCCUGCAAGCGUGCAGGUGGCUCGUUGGCUGUCGCAGCUGGACAGAUAUUUGUCAUAG
Messenger RNA from Durusdinium trenchii, 1896 nucleotides. The record is from the annotation of a GenBank genome assembly. Lineage: Eukaryota; Dinophyceae; Suessiales; Symbiodiniaceae.